GCGGCGCUCGGGGCGGGCAGAGGCCGCCGCUCCCCCCGCGCCGCCGGUCGCGGCCCGUCCCGGCCCCGCCAUGGCCGCCCCCCCGCGCCUCGGCAUCCAGAUGCUGCUGGAGGCCGCCGAGUUCCUGGAGCGGCGGGAGCGAGAAGCCGAGCACGGUUACGCCUCGCUGUGGCCCAGCGGGAAGGACGGCGAGGCCCCGCGGCGCCGCGCCAAGGCCCGGAGGAGCGGCGGCGGCGGCAGGUCGACACACAAUGAGAUGGAAAAGAACAGGCGUGCCCAGCUGCGGCUGUGCCUGGAGAGGCUGAAGGGGCUGGUGCCUCUGGGGGCGGCGGCCGGGCGGCACACCACGCUCAGCCUCCUCACCAGGGCCCGCCUCCACAUCCAGAAGCUGGAGGACCAGGAGCGCCGUGCCCUGCACCAGAUCGAGCAGCUGCAGCGGGAGCAGCGGCACCUGCAGCGGCAGCUGGAGAAGCUGGGCAUGGAGCGGGUCAGGAUAGACAGCAUCGGCUCCAGCCUCUCCUCCGAGCGCUCCGACUCGGACCAAGGUGAGAGCCCGCCCCGGGGCGCGGCCCGAGGCGGGCCUGGCCCUGCCGGAGCCCCAACCCUUCCCGUUGCCCCGGCAGAAGAGAUGGACGUGGAUGUGGAGAGCACGGACGACCUCCCGGCCGACCUGGACUGGAGCAGCAGCAGCCCCAGCGACUCGGACGAGCGCGGCAGCCUGCAGAGCCUGGGCAGCGACGAGGGCUACUCCAGCUCCGGCGGGACCAGGGCCAAGCUGGCCGGCAGCAGGAAGCUUCCCGUGGGCGUUUAGGGAGCAAUUCCCACCGCCGUCCCCUCGGGAUCCCGUCAGCCAGCACAGCGACCUCGCCAGCGUUCCCUGCACGGAGCCCCCGCCGGCUCCCGGGGCUCCCGGGGCUCCGCCGCCCUGCUCUGCCCGGCCCUGGAGCACCCGGGAGUGUCCUGGCAAUAACAGCGAGCUCAGGAGCCUCCCCUGGCUUCUCCCCAGGCUGUCACUGCCCGGUGUUCCCCAUCUCCUCGGCCUCGGCACGCUGCCCGUCCUCAGGAGCCGGAGAGCUGAGGUGUUCCGGGAGCGGUCCCGAGGGAGAGCCGGUGCUCUCUGGGGUUUCCCUCCGUGGGGCCGGGCUGGGAGCGCUUGGGGCACAGGGAUCAGCCUCAGUCGGGGCUUCCUUGCCCGACUCUAAACCUUCAGGGACCCCAGGCCAGCCCUGCCUGCCCGGAGCAUUCCUGGCUGGCUCAGAGCCGUGCCCACCCUGGGCUCCGAGUGCCCGGCCUUCCAGACUCCUGGAAUCCCCCUCCCAUCCUCUCGGGGACAGCUUUUUCUACCUCGGAGGGAGCCCAGGGCCUCUCUCCACCCCUUCAGCACAAAGAUGAUGCCUCUGCUCAGCAAUAACCCCGCGGGAUUUUCCGUCUCCGUCCGCCCGGGAUCGCUCCAGGCUCCUGGAAGGUUCCAGAAGCCACCACAGGGAGGGAGGGCAGCCCGGGGGUUCCCAGUGCACUGGAGGGAGCAUUCCCAGCCCUUCUGGAGACGUGGAGAGCUCUGCUUCCAGCACCUUCCUUUUCCCCUGGGGCUGGUCCGAGGGCAUUGCCAGCCCCGAGCCUCUGCCGGUGCCGGGAGGCGGCGGGAUGCUCCAGGGAGUGCCAGGGCACGGAGGAGCAGCCGGAGCCCACAGUGCUCUGUCCUUUCCUUUGUCCUUUCCCUUUUUCUUUCCCCUUUUUCCUUUCCCCCUUAUGCCUUUCCUCCUUUCCUUUCCUUGUUUCCCUUUUUUUUCCUUCUCCUCCUUCUUUUCCUUCCCUUUUCUCCUUUUCUGUUCCCCUUUCUCAUUUUCCCCCAGUCCCAUUCCUGGCUCACGUGGGGAAGUGGGAAUUCACCCACAGGCCCCACAAGUUGCCCAAAUCCCCCAGGUUCUGGCUCUUUUUUCCAUGUGCUGGCUCAUAAGAGAGAAAAAAAAAAAGAACAAAAAACCAAAAAACAAACCAAACCCAAACCACAAGGAAUUUUCCUUUAAAGCUGCUGGAAUUUUCCACCCUCUGGCAUUGUCACAGACCCUGGGCACCUGAGCUCAACCCCUGCACGGCCAAAAAGAGGGAAAAAAAGGCAGAAAGAUGGAAAACACAGAGAAAAAAGAGGAAUAGCAGCUGCUGGGGGCCCUGGCUCAGGUGGCUUUGCCUUCACCUGGGGAAUCCCACCUGUGGGCAGGUGGUUCCCAGCACUGGGAGGGCCCUUCCAGAGGUACCAAACGUUGAUUUUCGGGUGGGUUUGGACAUUCUGAAGGUCUGGCCUCAGCACAGAUGGGGGGUUUUGGCAGGUUUGUGCCUUUCUGAGUUCCCAAUGCCUUUUUCCCCCUUUUCCCCCCUCCUAGCCCAGCCUGACCCUUCCCAGCCCUUUGCACUGUGGGGCUGUGCACGGGAGCCCCAGCACUGCCCUGACCUGGAAUCCUCCAGCCUUUUCCUGGAAUUCACUGAUCCACCAGCAUUCCUAUCAAAUAAGCUGCAGGAAGGACUUUUUUAUAGGUUGUGACAAAAACUCCAGGGAGUGGGGGGAGUUGGAUGGGGCAGGGGCGGGUGGGAACCACAACCUCCCAUUUUUGGGGCUGGUUCUCCUUUCUUUUUCCUUUUGGAGUGCAGAUCCCAAACCAGCUCCCAGGAAGCACCAAAAUGUUCUUUUCACCCUCGGUUUUUCCAGCAGGGUCCCCCGUCUCCACCCAAGCUUUCCUUUGUUGUUCUUUGGGACACCUGGUUUGUGCUUUCUCUCCUUUUCUGUUCGUUCUGCUCCCCAGGCAGUGGCUCCAGCCCAGCCCGGCUCCCUGGGCAGCUGGGAGGGGCUCAGCUCCCCUUUCCAGCCCUUCCUGCUGUAAAUACCCCACGCAGGGCUGCACCCGUGGCAAGCCAAUAGAAUGGUGCUUUUUUCCUUUUUUUUCCCUUUUUUUCCUUUUUUUUUCCUUUUUUUCCUUUUUUUUUCUUUUUUUUUUUUUUUCUUUUAUUUUUCUUUUUCUUUUUUUUUUUUUUUUUUUUUUUAGGAAUUCCGUGUUUUAGGAGAUCUUUGCUGUGUCCAUGGAUAUUUCUGUCUUGUUUGAUUGUUAGGAAAUAAAUUAUUUGGUUACGAAA
Molecule: messenger RNA, 3126 nt
Organism: Haemorhous mexicanus (house finch)
Lineage: Eukaryota; Metazoa; Chordata; Aves; Passeriformes; Fringillidae
Gene: MXD1
Product: MAX dimerization protein 1
Exons: 5
Coding region: 71-811 (246 amino acids)
Biological process (GO): negative regulation of transcription by RNA polymerase II
Molecular function (GO): protein dimerization activity; DNA-binding transcription factor activity, RNA polymerase II-specific; RNA polymerase II cis-regulatory region sequence-specific DNA binding
Source: RefSeq, a predicted model, not a curated record